AUGUGCUGCAAACCUAGCUCGGGCAGGCUGGACUGGCAAACUCAGUCGGACUACUGGCUGGUGUUCCUGCACGAGGUCAGCGCGUUUCUGCAGCACGGUGAUGCUGAGACGUUCCCAGGACCGCAGCCACAAAGCCAGCACAGCACCGUAACACGUUCGUCUUUGGCUGCUGCUGCUGCUACUACUACUACUACUACGACUACUUCUUCUUCUACUACUACUGCUGUUGUCAGGCUUGUCACGGGAGUCGCGGAUGGAGCUCGUCCACGAGGAUCCCAUGUCCUUGUUGGUGAGAUCAAGGUACAGACCGCUGGUGGAGCACAUUUGGCAACAUGA
This is a messenger RNA of Symbiodinium sp. CCMP2592, 336 nucleotides long. The record is from the annotation of a GenBank genome assembly. NCBI's taxonomy places the organism in Eukaryota, Dinophyceae, Suessiales, Symbiodiniaceae.